AUGGGAUAUAUAGUGGAACAAAAAGGAUUAACGAUAAGGGAAAACAAUAGAGUAGGAUGUCAUUAUGGGGUUACAAGUGGAUCUAAGGUAGUAGAAGAUGGAUAUGAGUUUUUCGCUAAACGCCAGCUAGUGACGCUUUUUUCGGCUCCAAAUUAUUGUGGGGAAUUUGAUAAUGCCGGAGGUAUGAUGAGUGUGGACGAAACACUUAUGUGCUCAUUUCAGAUCUUGAAACCAUCCGAGAAAAAGGCGAAAUAUCAAUAUGCUGGCAUGAACAGUGGUCGUCCUUUACAAUCGCCUCAACGAGCUGGGGUUAUGCCAGGUGGUGGGAUUGUGAAAAAGUGA
This is a messenger RNA of Dracunculus medinensis (Guinea worm), 342 nucleotides long. NCBI's taxonomy places the organism in Eukaryota, Metazoa, Nematoda, Chromadorea, Rhabditida, Dracunculidae. The record is from the annotation of a GenBank genome assembly.